Cottoperca gobio is the source of this 3183-nucleotide messenger RNA. Its product is annotated as pollen-specific leucine-rich repeat extensin-like protein 1. The record is from RefSeq and is a predicted model, not a curated record. Lineage: Eukaryota; Metazoa; Chordata; Actinopteri; Perciformes; Bovichtidae. The coding region runs from base 69 to 2408 and encodes 779 amino acids. The transcript is spliced from 5 exons.
UACCCGUCCAUUCAAAAUGCGUUAAUGAUCGCAACCAGUCGUAUCUACACAUUAACUAAUCAAUAAUCAUGAGGAAGGGUUUUAAGUUCCUGGGUCGGAAGAGCCACUCUCUUUUCGACAGCAAUCUCAAAAUCAAUGACAUGGACAACGUGGAGCUGGUGCUGGAGUCAUCAGCGAUCCCCCAGUCAGGAACUGCCAGUGUGCGGGCCAGACCUACCGUCAACCAUCAUACUUCUUCGACUGACAGUUUUCAAGGGUUUGCCGUCCCGACACCCAAAGUCCCCCUCCUUCCCCUCGUUAACGGUCCAAAGACCAACGGUUCAAUCAGUGGAGAUCACUUCUCCAAUGGAUCGGUCAUAUCUGUGCCUGACCUUGUGGAGGGGGAAAUAUUUGUUCCUCCACCUCCCUCUAUGGCACCUCCACCCCCUCCAGGGACUUUUGUCCCGCCUCCACUAGACUUCAUGGGUGACCUGAACAGUCUAAAUUUGCCAAACCUUCAGUCUCCUUCCAUGCCUGUUUCAAAUCCGUCCUCACUGGCACCCUUCAUGGAGAGGGAAGACUCAACCUUCAUAAAACGGCCACCAAUGACUCCGCCAAAGCCUCCAUCUACUAGCUCUAGUGGCUCUGUAUACUCUGUACCCAUUUCUAGUUUACCGCCAGCCAAAGUUCCUGAGCAGCCAGCCUUUGCCCCACCACAGCCUCCUUCUGAAGGGCAACACAAGACUCAAAAGAAGCCACCUCCAAAACCCAUUAGACUGUCCUCUAUACCCAACUUUGACUCCCCACCAAAUACUCCUGCCCCACCUCCCCCCUUGCAGACAGCCGCACUGUCCACUUUCAAUCCCCAAAACACAGCAAAGCUUUACAAUGUUCCUCAGCCCUCAAUUCUCCGUGGGUAUGAGGAACAGGACACAAGACCCAAACAGGUGUUACUCCUGGAAGAUUCUACGCCUGUUAACUCUGCCCAAGUGCUUGCCACGGUCGAUGGGAAAUCCCCUAAAGUGGCUACACGGUCUAAACCAGUACCCACACUGUCUAAACCAGUACCCAAAGAUGUACAGGAGCUGAAGGAGUACUUACAAAUGACCCAACCCUCUCAAUCACCCCUGCCUGAGCCGAAGAAGGAGGCUCCAACACCGAUAGUUUCAGCACAGCCAGAAAUAGACAAAUCUCUCCAGCCUCCACAUCAGACAUCACCACAGCUUCAGAAACUGAAUGAUACUCGGGUGAAUUCAGAGACCAUCAAGGAUAGAUUUGAAGGAUCUCCAAGUCUUCGCAAAUUCAGUCCGAUAAUUGAUCGUAAACUACGCAUCCUGAAGAGUAGUGAAACCAACGGAGCACGAAAUGGACCAGCUUCCCCACUGGCUCUUUUAAAGGCAGCUAAAGACAGAGAAAAACAUAGAUCGAGUCACCCUCCGUCACGGGAAAACAGCAGCAAGGCGCAUGAGCAGCCAAGUGCAAGCAUUCACCCGAGUGACUCGAGUCCCAAUUCCUUUAUCGUCACCCCAAGGUCCAGCUCAUCCUCUUCUCCAUCAUCUCUAGAAAGAAUGCAGGAGAGUCUAAAGUUUGUCAGUCCUGCAGUACAUACGCAAACAAUUCAGACUCCAGAAAAAUCCAGCAGCCCUGCUGUGGUCAAGGAUCAGAUACCAUCCGCCAGUUCAGCUCUCAGUAGGAUGGCUGCAUCCCUAAGUAAGACCAACCUGGUUGAGCAGAAACAAAAUUCUGUGCAAAGCCCCUCAAAGUCUGAAUCCACAACGCCUGAGGAGUUAAGUAUGCCAUUAAUUCCUCCGCCGCCAGAGUUUGAUGAUUUUGACAAGUUUAUGGAGCCCCCUCCUUCCAUCCCUCCGCCUGACCCUCCCAUGAAAAAGGCACCAACACCACAUAUGAUCCCUCUCCCUCCAUCUCAAGUUCCACCCCCUCCUCCAAAGCCCAAACCCCCAGCAGCUCCAAAACUCCCACCUCCUGACAUCGUCAAACCAAAGCUGCAACCCCAGACAAAACCCAAGGCAGCCCCUUCUCAGCUACCAUCCACUCUUUCCCCCAGCCAGGCCACACUCCUGAGCAUCUUACAAAAGAAGAUGUUAGAAAUGGACCACAAAAUGGACCCAGUGAAGGAUGCAGAGUCCAGUUCUGAUGACUGGGGCACCCACUUACCCGAGGAAGAAAAUAAGGUCCCCGUUGUCCCCAGAGCCACACCGCAGAGUAGGAAUUACUCUGUGGUCAACAAAGCAGCAACCCUGAACAUGCAGGAGCUGGAGGGUAAAUUGGUCAGAAAAUAUCAGGAGUCCUCUUCAGUGAAAGUUCCCAACAGCAACGGAACGCAGUCAAAACAUCACACUGGUAUGACCUUUACAGUUCGACCUGGAACCAAACAGCCCAUUACUCUCGUCAGUAAUGGGGAUCCUUAAUGAGACACGUUAAUGAGAGAGGGGUUCUUCUGUUUAGCACACAUUGCAUGAGAUCGGAUAAUGUGAUCUUGCAUCAGAAGGAAUAUGUACAAUGGGGAGAAAAAAGCACUUUGAACAAAUGUGGUUAGCAAAAAUGUUUUUAUAACAAUGGUCUGCUCAGUUCUGAAUGUACUCUGAAUGCAUUUCUCAAUCUUUGGAGAGCACACCAUCACGUUUUCUUUUGUAUUUUCUUUUUUAAGUAUUUUUAAACGUUUUGUUUAGCUGCUGCUGUUUAUUCAGGGUAGAGGUAUAUAUUGCAUAUGUUGCCUUUGUAACAAAAGCUUUUAAAGUCAAAAUGCCACAUGGGUAAAAUUCAUAAGAAAAUAGUCAUUACACUAUAAAUUCCUGAAUAAAAUCUGACAUUUAUUUGUAACCUUGAUUGUAAAACACAAUAAUAAUGUACACUAUAAUUAUUGUGGUUCAUGCUGUCCCAUAACAGAAAUGUUCUUUCACUGUUACAUGUACAUUAUGUAGGUUCACUGGAACAAUAAUUCAUCAUUCAGACAAGUGCGUUUCAGUAGCUUUGUUUCUCAUAUUUAUUGAUCUACGAAAUGUUUGCCAUCUGUAUAAUAGUUACUUUUCUGCAGUAAAAUGUGUUUCAAUGCAUCUAUACUAAUGCUGUAUAUAAGAUUAUAACAGAACUUAAUAUUGUAAGAUGUUUUAUGUACAUGUAAGGUUGUAUAAUCAAAAUAUUUAAAAAACAGAGGUUAUAAAGUCUUUAAGCAGAGAUGUUCAU